Molecule: messenger RNA, 5006 nt
Organism: Oryzias melastigma (Indian medaka)
Lineage: Eukaryota; Metazoa; Chordata; Actinopteri; Beloniformes; Adrianichthyidae
Gene: june
Product: JunE proto-oncogene, AP-1 transcription factor subunit
Exons: 3
Coding region: 1758-2804 (348 amino acids)
Biological process (GO): regulation of transcription by RNA polymerase II; regulation of cell cycle; regulation of cell population proliferation
Cellular component (GO): transcription regulator complex
Molecular function (GO): transcription factor binding; DNA-binding transcription factor activity, RNA polymerase II-specific; RNA polymerase II cis-regulatory region sequence-specific DNA binding
Source: RefSeq, a predicted model, not a curated record
ACUAGCGAGGGUCUGAUUGUGUCUGAUUGUCCCAAGCCUGGAUAAAUAAAGAGCUUGUGUCAGGACGGGGAUCUGAAGGAAAAUCUUUGCUGCUCCAAAUAUGCAAAUCAGGCUUAUCCAGUCUGGACUGGUGGAACCCGGGUUAACAACGAGCGCCAUCGGGGCUGUUCACUGAUGAGGAAGGCGUGUUUACAGUAAGAGAGAGAAGAGGAAAGUAAUGGGUGUUGGACGGAGAAUAGAGACUUUGGAUGUUGGAACAAUGACAGGAAAAGGUAGAGAGCUAGUCGACGUGAUGAAAAGAGGACAGACUGAAUUUUGCUUCUGCUCCACACGCUUUACUCUCUCUUUGCAAAUAAUUUUUGCUGAUUAUUAUUUUUUCUUUUGUAAUCACACCAGCAAUAACUUUGGAAUACCCCUAAACUAUCAAGUAUAGUUUUUACUCUUAACAAAGGCAUUCUUUUUGAAACAUUUGAUCUUAAACUACAUGUGUGAGGCCAACACACAGCUGAAGUCUGAUAUAAAGUUCCUGAGCAGCAGCUGACACGAGGCUGACUAACAAGAUGCCUCCCCUCUCCACAGAGUUAAGACCUUUUCGAGAAGAUAUCGUCACUGGAGACAAAGGUUCACCAGAUGGAAGUGAAUGUGGAGGUAGAUGGACUUGAAGGAAAUAAUGCAACAACCUCAGGAGAGAAGAAAAAGCUAACUCGCAGCUGAAAGGCACAGAUUCCAUGACAGAAACAGCAUCAAUGCAUUACAACAGAUCAUGGGGCGAUAAUCCUCCCUGGAACCAUUUUAGCGGCUCUGAUCAUCUGUUUCAUGGAGAAAAAUGUUACAGUUUAUUCACAUUCAAAGGCGUAAAAACUGAUAGUUCUGUAAAGGUUUUAAAAUAUCAUUUUGAAAGGGUUUUCUAAAGUUUAGGAAAUUUCUGCUUACGCAGCGGCUAAAGUUAUAAUAUUCCAGCUCCCUGAUUGAUUCUGACGCCGUCUUGUGUGUGACCAUUUUAUGCUUAGAUAAAUACCACCCUCAUUAAUUAAAAAAAAAAAAACUGGAAAAAGUUUUGAAAUUGAAAUUAUGAGUUUUGAAACCUAAAAAGUUAAACAUUUAAAGCUGAAAAUAAUGAAGUUUAUUUUAGAAUAGCAAAACGUUUUGGACAUUUUACUUCUUUUUGACCAAACACUAUUAUUUUUUUUCCCAGUUUGUUUUAUUUAAGUUUCUAAUAAUUUUGCCCCUAACUUAGCUCCAUACAUCUCCUCUGGAAACACGAGGACCCUCUACAAACGAGGUAUUAGGUUGGAUGCAGAGACAGAACUCCACUGAGAGGACGGGAGGCAGAGAGGGAGGCAGAAUCACGUGCGUGCAUGCGCGUGCGUGCAUGCGCCGUAGGAUCGCUCCUCACCGCGGCUGCUCGGAGUGAGGAUGAUCUCUGUCCUGGAGCUGACGUCCCGCUGAUGCAGCAGGUUCUGGUGGACCUCUGUCGGGUCAGUCGGGAGGAACUCGCCUCUCCUCGGUCCGGUUCUGCCGGUGAAGUCCUCGGAGCGCAGACCCGUUCCAUGAGUGUGAUGAGAGGAGCAGACAGGUGAGGGACAAGGACCGGAGAAUUCCGAGGCGCUGGAUGUGACCGUGAAGAGACCGCUCCUCUUUUUCCCUCUCCAUCCUGCGUUCAUCCCCAGCUUCCCACGUCACUGGAACCUUUCAAUCUGCUCUGACAUUCAUGCUAAUCUGAUUAUGAAGAUUUCCUCUGAGGUGCCUCUUCAUCAAUGACGGCCAAGAUGGAGACUCCUUUCUACCAUGACGACUCCUCUGCCGUCACCGCCUUCAGUCACGUCACAGAGUAUGAUCACUACCCAGGAAACAAGACGCUGAUGAGCAAGAAGGUCAUGCCAGUGGCCAGCGGCCAUCCCUUCCUUGGAGGCUCCGGUAGUGUUACAGGAGGAAGGGCUGCAAACCAAAGCAGUCUGGGGCUUGCUGGGAACGGUGGGCUGCUGCCGUCAGGAGCCUCCUCUGCUGCGCCCCCCACAGACUUAAACCUGCUGAAGCUGGCCUCCCCUGAGCUGGAGCAUCUCAUCAUUCAGUCCAACCAAGGACUGGUCACUUCAAGUCCAGUCCCAGGGUCCACCAACCCUUUCAUCUACCGAGGCCAGGCCACCAACGAACAAGAGGGGUUUGCAGACGGCUUUGUCAAAGCACUGGCAGACCUUCACAAGCAGAACCAGCUGGUGGGAGGUGGCCACAUGUCUCCACCUUCCUCCUCUAGCGUUUCCCUUCAAGCAUCUUAUCAAAGGAACUUGAUGUCGGGUGGAGAUAUGCCGGUCUACACAAACCUCAGCAGCUACAGCCCCGGCCAGAUGCCUUAUUCUGGAGGGCAGAUGGCGUACAACGGAGGAUCAGGUCCUGGUGCAGGAGGUGCUCCACCCCACCACCCUAGAGGCUUGGAUGCUCCUCAGACUGUUCCAGAAGUGCCUCACCCAGCAGGUGACCCCACCUCGCCACCCUCACUUUCCCCCAUUGACCUUGAGACGCAGGAGCGGAUCAAAGCUGAGCGAAAGAAGCUCCGCAAUCGCAUUGCGGCGUCAAAGUGCCGCAAACGGAAGCUGGAGCGGAUCUCCCGACUGGAGGAGAAGGUAAAGGUCCUGAAGAGCCAGAACUCUGACCUCGCCUCCACCGCCGCCAUGCUUCGGGAGCAGGUCGCCCAGCUCAAACAGAAAGUCAUGAGCCAUGUCACCAACGGCUGCCAGAUCACUGUUGGAGCCGCAUCCUCCAAAUCCCGAGGAGGAUGCACUGGGAGGGAGGAGUCCAGCUGCUGAGGAGGUGCUGUGGCUGGAGGGUUACAGCCACGGUUUCCACACUUUGCUGGAGCUUCAGCACAGAACAAGCUUUGGUGUCAGUGUUGACGCAGCAGAACCAGAGAUCCCUCCUCAGCACCAGAGGGUCUCUGUCAGUCAUCCAGAUGGAGGUGGGGCUUACAAAACCAGCACAACCAAUCAGGCGACAUAGAACAUUACCAGUGAGUGAGAACAGACCAUUUUGGCUGCUAUUCUGCAUUUCUUUGAACUCUCUUACAGUCAGGUUUGAACGUUUCCUGAACAGUGUGUUUUUGUCUCAUUAUGCUCCUUUAAACUGCUCAAAAUGUCUUCAUUCAUUGAGAAUCAGCUCUGCUGAUCAGGGCAAACGUUCAGAGGAUUUAUAACCAUUAGAAAACCUUAAAAUGACAUUUUUAACUGUAACUUCAGAUCUUUUUUAUUUUAAUCAGAAAAGAGAAGACCGAUGAUAUUUUAGAUUCUGUGAUAUGUUAUUUUGCUGUGACAAUUUAAAACAGGAAAACAACUUUCCUGAUUCCUUUUAUAACAUUGUUCACAAUGUUUCUGCAAAAGGUAAAAGAAGGUCAAAGGAAUCGACAAUAAUUACAUUUAUUAGUAAAGAUGAAUUGUGUGUUCGUUCAUCAAAAAGACAUCUUUUCUUUAAAGAAGACGUUUGAAUUGACAGCUCUGUUUUUAUAGUUCAUACUUGUGUUUUUUUGGCAGCUGUUCCUGCAGGAAGUUUUUCUUAUUGGCUCAAAGUAAAACUGCUCUUGGAAGUUUUUUGUUUUUUCCUGUGAGGUUUGUGAUGUGGCAGAAAAAAGCUCUUAAUAGUUUUCAUCAGGAAAUCAGACGUUUUUUCUUAAAACAGAAUCAAGAUAAACAAUCAUUUCCAUCUUUAUCUUAGCUUUGUAUCCUGGCUUUAUUUCAAAAUCAAUUCAAAUGUUUGAGAGACAUUUCAACGUAACUCGUGUUGUAGAUUCACAUUUCUGCAACAGGAGAAAUAAAACUUUUUGUAUUUAUAAUUUUCACACAGCUACAGAUGAAAUGUUUCUUCAGGGGGUCUGGGUCUGGGUCUCCCUGUGGCGGUCCCCAGCCCGGAUAAACACAGGGUUGUGUCAGGAAAGACAUGAAACUCAAUGAAACUCAAUGAAACUCAUGCAAUUGUUGCAGUGAUCUGCAGAACAGGAAACAACUGAAGAUCUUUGUAAUAUUGGUCCUUCAUGGUUUUUACACUCCUAUCAGUGAGAUGGUUUGUGCAUUCCUGUUCAUAGAAUUACAAUCUCUGAUUAUAUUUGGUGAUUUUUUUGAUUGAGUUGAUAUUUAUGUGUAACAUUCUGAACUUUGUGGUUUUUACUGUUAGCCUGAAAAAGCAGCAGGAAGGUUUGAUAAAAUGAAGUGAAGUAAAUGAUCAGGUGGACGUUGCUGCUCAUCUCCGUGUUGACGGCAGUCUUUUAGAUCCGGCUCUGAAGAUCUGACGCUUCAGGAUAAGAGAGCCGAAUUGUUCUGGAGGUCAUCAGGGACUUCCCAAGUCUUUGUGUAGCAACUUUGGCUCAUCAGUGUUUUUACUCUUCUCUAAUGAGACAUUUAGAAAAUGUAAUAACAGAUUAAUGGAUGUUUUUUACCUGAUGUUAUGGCAUCAAAAGAAGUUCUCGAGGAGUCUUCCUUCAUAGGACGGUGGAAGAAAUCCUGUAGAGCCCGCCCCCUCUUUUCUAUUAUUUUUUUAAACGAGUCCUAAUAGUUUGGUGUCUUUUUUUACCGUUUUCCUGACAACUGGACGGAGAACUUUAACACCUCUGAAAGAUAAAUGUCAAAGGUCAGCACCAACUGUGUUUUCAACUGUCCUGUCUGGAGCAUCUGGUCGCUAACAGCUGGGCUACGUCACCAUGAUGGAGUCAUGCACUAUGAAAUGUACACUGUGAAGCCUGCUUAACGGAAAUGGAUUCAUUUGAUUUGUUAAUAUGCAUUGUGAGCUUUUAUUGUCUUAUUGCUUUCUCUGCAAACAGUUCCUUGUUGUUGUUUUUCAGUCCUAAACUUUAAGUCAAGGACCUCCAGAUGGUUUCCGUAGUUCUAGAUGUUUUUACAACUUUACUGCUGAGAAGAGAGAACUAAGAAAGAUCUUCACUUCUGUCACCCACAGACAUCAGUGGAUAAAUCAAACGAAGGAAAUGUUUUUAAACAGCAAUUGAAAUAAAAAAGACCUUUAAAUGA